Messenger RNA from Mitosporidium daphniae, 498 nucleotides. RefSeq lists its product as uncharacterized. Gene Ontology annotation, cellular component: transcription factor TFIID complex; nucleus. The transcript is spliced from 2 exons. Gene Ontology annotation, molecular function: protein heterodimerization activity; transcription coactivator activity. Lineage: Eukaryota; Fungi; Microsporidia. The coding region runs from base 1 to 498 and encodes 165 amino acids. The record is from RefSeq and is a predicted model, not a curated record. Gene Ontology annotation, biological process: transcription initiation at RNA polymerase II promoter; RNA polymerase II preinitiation complex assembly.
AUGUCAUCGAGUACGGCAUCUGGACCUAACUCAACAUCUGCUGACCAGGAUGAGGAUGACGAGGGAUUUUUUAAUGAGGAUGUGUCUGCUCUUUUGGGAUCAAUUUAUUCGGGUGGUGGCGAUUCUCAAGAACGCAUCAGAGCAAAAAUAGACGCUGCAAAAGAGCGGCUGCGAUUGGCAUUUCCGCUGCUUACACCCCAGCAAAGAGAAAGAUAUGAAAAGUUUAGACAAUCAGCCAUCCCAAGGCCUGUCAUGAAAAGGUCCUUUUUGGGAACCUCCGUCAAUCCCAAUAUGAUCAUGAUUGCUGCUGGAAUGUCCAAAGUGUUUGUUGGAGAAUUGGUGGAGGCUGCCUCUGAAGUCUCUGCACAAUGGGGGGAAAGCGACAAUCCUCUAUUACCUAGCCAUGUCCUUGAAGCGUAUAGAAGAAUACUUUCUGAUCCUGGAAAUCUUGAUCCCAAGUCAUUUGUCAGAUCAAUAAGAAAAGGGCCAAACUUUUAG